AUGGGAGGCUCUGCGGGCUCGCUGCGACGCCUUUCCGAUUCCGAGGGAGAGUUGAUCUCCCAGGAAUCUGAGGAUCCGCGGCGCCCUCAGGACCGGCAGGGCGCCCAUUGGAAGAACGUGGUUGGCUUCUGGAUCUUGGGCCUUUGCAACAACUUCUCUUACGUGGUGAUGCUCAGCGCUGCUCAUGACAUCCUCAGCCACCAGAAGGAGUCUGGAAACCAAAGCCAUGUAGGCCCAGGCCCCCACAAUAAAUCAUCUCGCUUUGACUGCAACCCUGUCUCCACAGCUGCGGUGCUCCUGGCAGACAUCCUCCCCACACUCGUCAUCAAAUUGCUGGCUCCCUUCGGCCUUCAUCUGCUGCCCUACAGCCCCCGGGUUCUCUGCAGUGGGUUAUGUGCGGCUGGAAGCUUCAUCCUGAUCGCGUUUUCCCGCUCGGUGGCCAUCAGCCUGUGUGGUGUGGUCUUGGCUAGCAUCUCAUCAGGCCUGGGGGAGGUCACCUUCCUCGCACUCACUGCCUUCUACCCCAGGGCUGUGAUCUCCUGGUGGUCCUCAGGUACCGGGGGAGCAGGGCUACUGGGGGCAUUAUCCUACCUGGGCCUCACCCAGGCUGGCCUCUCCCCCCAGCACACCCUGCUGUCCAUGCUGGGCAUCCCCGUCUUGCUGCUGGCCAGCUAUUUCUUUUUGCUCACAUCGCCCGAGCCCCAGGACCCUGGAGGGGAAGAAGAGACAGAGAGAGCAGCUCGGCAGCCCCUGAUAAGCAGCGAAGACCCUGAGACCCCCCAGCGGAAGCCAGACUCCAGCUCAGGCCUCUCCCUUUAUGAGAAGUGGACUGUGUUCAAGGGCCUGCAGUAUUUCAUCCUCCCGCUGAUCCUGGUUUACUUUGCUGAGUACUUCAUCAACCAGGGGCUUUUUGAACUCCUCUUCUUCCGGAACACGUCCCUGAAUCACGCUCAGCAGUACCGCUGGUACCAGAUGCUGUACCAGGCCGGGGUCUUUGCCUCCCGCUCCUCUCUUCGCUGCUUUCACAUCCGCUUCACAUGGGCCCUGGCCCUGCUGCAGUGCUUCAACCUGGUCUUCCUGCUGCUGCACGUGUGGCUGAACUUCCUGCCCAGCAUCUACCUCGUCUUCCUGAUCAUUCUGUACGAGGGGCUCCUGGGGGGUGCCGCCUACGUGAACACCUUCCACAACGUCGCCCUGGAGACCAGUGACGAGCACCGGGAGUUUGCCAUGACAACCACCUGUAUUUCGGACACCUUGGGGAUCUCCCUGUCAGGGCUCACGGCCCUGCCCCUGCACGACCUCCUCUGCCACCUCCCCUGA
This is a messenger RNA of Pipistrellus nathusii (Nathusius's pipistrelle), 1320 nucleotides long. NCBI's taxonomy places the organism in Eukaryota, Metazoa, Chordata, Mammalia, Chiroptera, Vespertilionidae. The record is from the annotation of a GenBank genome assembly.